UAGUACGCCAGAUGUUCUUCUCCAGGAUUGGCUGAUCGGUUGUUAACGGAAGAGAUUUACAGGAAAUAUGGCUACCCUGUCUGUUGGAGAGCCUCAAGAGAUGGAAGUGGAUCGAAAGGGCGAGUCUGAGGAGUCUGGAGACGAUGACACUAGAAGGAAGAGCCUUAAUGGAGAGGUGGACUCCAACCUGCCUUCUAGUACAGUCAAAGAGGAGUCUCCAGUUGAUAUGGAUACCAUAACUUUAGAUCCUGAAGAAGAGGAUGUUGAUCUUGUACACUGUCGGAUAGGCAAGAUUGAGGGAUUAGAGGUGCUGCAGAAGGCCAAGACACUCUCCCUACGUCAAAACCUAAUUAAAAAAAUUGAGAAUCUGGAAAGUUUAAUCUCACUUCGGGAGCUAGAUCUCUAUGAUAACCAGAUCCGCAAACUGGAAAACCUGCAGAACCUCACAGAGCUUGACCAGCUGGACCUGUCCUUCAACCUCUUGAGAAAGAUUGAGGGUCUGGAGAGUCAGACCCCCCUGAAGAAGCUCUUCCUACUACACAACAAGAUCAGUUCCAUAACCAACCUGGAACAUUUGACUGGCCUAGAGAUGCUGGAGCUGGGCUCCAAUCGCAUUCGGGUCAUAGAGAACUUGGACACAUUGGCAUCUUUACAAAGUUUGUUUCUCGGCACCAAUAAGGUUACCCAGCUUCAGCACUUGGAGGGUCUACAUAACCUUACAGUUCUCAGCAUCCAGAGUAACCGCAUCACUAAGAUUGAGGGGCUGCAGUGCCUGGUCAACCUAAAGGAGCUCUAUCUGAGUCACAAUGGUAUUGAGGUCAUGGAAGGUCUAGAAAAUAACAAAAAGCUGACUACUCUGGAUAUCGCAGCCAAUAGGAUAAAAAAAAUCGAAAACAUAAGCCAUUUAAUGGAGCUCCAGGAAUUCUGGAUGAACGACAAUCAGAUAGAAAACUGGUCAGAUCUGGACGAGUUGAAGAAUGCUAAAACUCUCGAGACGGUCUACCUUGAGAGGAAUCCGUUACAGAAGGACCCUCAGUACAGGCGAAAGAUUAUGCUGGCACUGCCCUCUGUACGCCAGAUUGAUGCCACCUUCAUCCGCUUCUAAACUGUCACACUAUGCACCCAUGCCAGUCCAACCUCAAAAUGUGUCACUGCUUACCUUUUCUGCCCUCAAAGAUGAACCUCUUGUUCAACUCCACUCUCCAUCACAGACACAAACAUGAACAUAUACAAGCCCAUAAUUAAACCAUCAAUUAUUAUGGAUCACCUGCUUAGCACGCAACUACGCAUGUAAACACAUAAUUGAGCUAUGUUAUUUUGUGAAAGUGUAUUCAUUUAUUGGCCUGAAUAUGGACUAGUAGUGUCAGAUGUUAAAAUAAGCACAUCUGUCAACCCACUUUGUCCAUAGCAUGUGGGAUGAGGUAGGGGAUGAAUGCCUCUGUAGCCUCUAACCCCCACACCCCUCUCCUGUGUUCUACACAGUAUAUGAUCCAAGAAGAUGUGAAUCUGUUUUUAUUUCUGAAUGGUUGAAACAACCCCCUGGCUUGAGAGGUGAAGAGUAUUUAACUACUGUACAUUUGUCAGACAUGAUGGGGUGAGUCUCACAAGGUACACACUGAGCAUUAAAUACGUAUUUUUUAUAAUGUUGUUAAGGUUGUGAUAUUACACAUAGGAAGUUGGUACUUAAAAGUUGGUUUUGGUUGCACUGAACAGUCCACAUACAUACAUGCUUAUUCACUCAGUAAAGUCUGUUGUAUAAAUGCACUUGACUAAAGAGUGUUUGAUUUAACCGUGUCAUUAAAUGCUACAGCUUUUG
Hypomesus transpacificus is the source of this 1816-nucleotide messenger RNA. RefSeq names its product protein phosphatase 1, regulatory (inhibitor) subunit 7 (gene ppp1r7). The transcript has 10 exons. Lineage: Eukaryota; Metazoa; Chordata; Actinopteri; Osmeriformes; Osmeridae. Bases 68 to 1105 code for a protein of 345 amino acids. Gene Ontology annotation, molecular function: protein binding. The record is from RefSeq and is a predicted model, not a curated record.